GGUCACUCGCGUCACGUGCUCCAAGACUGCUUAGUUGCGGUCGCACGAUCUUGUCCAAUUAGUGCUCUCGCGAGUUAAGUGGCCGGUUCGACUAGUGAGCGACUAGCCGCGGGGCAAAAGAAAAUGAACUAGUGUAAUGUUUAUAUGGAGUUGGAGUGUUAUAGAAUUGUAUAAAACUAUGUAAAAGUUUAAGUGAAGUUUUGUGAAACGACAUAAUGUAUUCUACGUGGUUUGCGAAUGCCUUGCUUGUGCUCAGCACGGCGUUUACCGCUAGGAGUGCAUCACUAUCGGCGACGACAAAUACCCGUUAUCAAGCACCAGAUGAGUGUGGUUGGAUGACAGAUUAUGAUGGUGCUGGAGUGGCUUUGCAAUGUAGAUUAAGAACCAUAAACAGUGAAUUGGAAAACACGAAUUUUAGUGCGAUACAGCCGCAUCCAACAGUAAGAUUGCGAAUCGAAUGCAGUGAUGCUCUGUUCUUCCAAAGUUCGUUAGCUCCCGGCAGUUUCCGGCAGUUGAUAGAACUACGUGAACUAACCAUAGAAUACUGCAAAAUCGGAAACUUGUCGGAUAGUGCAUUUACCGGUUUACGAGAUCUUAGGAAUUUGACAAUCAGAACUCAUAAUACAGAUUGGUCAACAAUGUCACUUGAAAUAACCCCGAGUGCUUUUUCAAGAGAUGUUCAAAAUUUAGAACGACUGGACUUGAGCGAAAAUAAUAUGCUAGUAUUUCCUGAUGGCGCUUUAUGUUCGUUGAGAAAUCUUGAGUAUUUGAAUAUGACAGGUAAUAGAAUGCGAGACAUAAGUCAUUUUCAAUUUUCUACUGCACACCGACAUCCUACAGAAAAAUGCGGUGACAACCUUCUGAUUCUAGACCUAUCGAGGAAUGUUAUUGAUACUUUACCACCGAAUCUAUUAAAUGGGCUAAGACGUCUGCAGAAGUUUUACGUACAAGGCAAUGGAUUAACAUCAGUAGCGGAUAGAUCAUUAGAAGGACUUAUAUCGUUGACGACGAUAAGAUUUUCAGAUAAUCAACUAGCUAGUUUGCCUCCCGAGCUUUUCAGUGAUACGAAAGAAUUAAAAGAAAUAUACUUAAAUAAUAAUACUAUCACAGUAUUAGCACCAGGAUUAUUUAGCGAUUUAGUACAACUCUUAGUACUUGAUCUAUCUUAUAAUGAACUGACUUCGGAUUGGAUAAAUACAUCUACAUUUUCCGGAUUAAAAAGACUUGUAUAUUUGGAUUUCUCCCAUAAUCGUGUGACUAAACUAGAAAUAGCAUUGUUCCGAGAUUUACACAAUUUGCAAAUACUGAAGAUGCAAGAUAAUUUUAUAGAGCACAUACCUGAAAAUGUAUUCGGCUCACUAAGCAAUUUGCACACAUUAACUUUAUCAAACAAUAGAUUAACAAAUAUAGAAAGCCAUGCAUUUACAGGAUUGCAAGCAUUGUCGGUUCUUUCCGUAGAUAGUAAUCGUAUUUCGCGAAUAAAUUCACAAGCACUCCGAAACUGUUCUAAUUUACAAGACUUGCACAUAAACGGUAAUAGACUGGACGAAGUCCCAGAGGCUUUGAAAGAAAUACCACAAUUGAAAACGCUUGACCUAGGCGAGAACUUAAUAGUGAGCAUUGAAAAUGCGUCGUUUAUGACAAUGGAACAAAUGUAUGGAUUGAGACUAACUGAAAAUAAUAUCGGAAAUAUAAGUAAAGGAGUAUUUGACAGGAUGACGUCACUGAAAAUUUUAAAUUUAUCGAGAAACAAAAUACAUAAGAUUGAAGCCGGCUCGUUUGAUGGCAAUAUCAAUUUACAAGCAAUAAGGCUAGACGGAAAUUAUUUAACGGAUAUCGGAGGGCUCUUCGCUAAGUUACCUAAUUUGGUAUGGUUGAAUAUCUCUGAUAAUCGACUAGAAUGGUUCGACUAUGCCAUGAUUCCUACUGGAUUGCAGUGGUUGGACAUACAUGCGAACAGGAUUGCUGAACUUGGAAAUUACUUCGAGAUCGAAUCGCAACUGUCUCUCAGCACUUUCGAUGCAAGUUCUAAUAAACUGACUGAAAUAACUGGAAGUGCGAUACCUAACUCUGUGCAAAUGCUAUACUUAAACGAUAAUCUUAUUUCAAAAGUGCAAUCCUACACUUUCUUUAAGAAACCUAAUCUGACGCGUGUUGAUUUGUACGGUAAUAAAAUAACGAGCUUAGAUCCGAAUUCUUUAAGAAUAUCGGCCGUCCCGCAAGACAAAUCAGUGCCAGAGUUUUUUAUAGGUGGAAAUCCAUUAGAAUGUGAUUGUACAAUGGAAUGGCUGCAAAAAAUUAAUACCGGAAACAGAGCAAGAACACAGCCCAAGUUAAUGGAUUUGGAUAGCAUACACUGCAAAUUACUUUACAGUCGUGGAAAUGCUUUUGUGCCACUGAUUGAAGCGGCUCCUCACCAGUUUCUCUGUAAAUACGAGUCACAUUGCCAUGCUCUUUGUCAUUGUUGUGAUUUUGAUGCCUGCGACUGUGAAAUGACGUGCCCAAAUAACUGUACGUGUUAUCACGACCCGUCGUGGUCUGCUAAUGUCGUUGAAUGCUCGAAUGCUGGUUACACGAAUGAUUUACCUGAGAAAAUACCAAUGGAGGCCACCGAGCUGUAUCUUGACGGGAAUAGUAUUAAAGAACUCCCAAGUCACGCGUUUAUCGGAAGAAAAAAAUUAAAAAUUCUAUUUUUGAAUGCAUCUCACAUAGAAAUUGUACACAAUAGAACAUUUAACGGAUUAAAAGAGUUGGAAGUACUUCAUCUAGAUCACAAUAGCGUGACAUCUAUUGAAGGUCAAGAAUUUAAUGGCUUAGAUAAUUUACGUGAACUGUAUUUGAACAACAAUAAGAUCAAAAACAUAGGAAAGGAAAUGUUUAAUCAUAUGUCAAGGUUAAGGAUAUUACAUUUACACCGUAAUUAUUUAAUAUCAUUAUCAGUAUGGCAAAUCAAUCCGGCGAUAACUGAAAUAACACUUUCAUACAAUCCAUGGUCAUGUGAUUGUGAAUAUACAGAAAUGUUCCGGGAAUGGACAAAACGAGUGAGUUCAGUUACAGAUUUGUCAAAUAUACAAUGCGUUUACACUCAAGGAAAUACUUCUAAUAUUCUGGUAUUGAAUGACACUAUCUUUGACGAUCCUAGUUCUGGAUUUAAAAUAGCCUACGAAAAUGGUACACUGUGCACGGGAUUGCCAAGCAUCAACAACAGUAUUAACGGCAACCUCACUGCCACGCGUACAAUAAUAACAAAUGAAGAUGUGCAAGAUUACAUACCGCUUCUUAUCGCAACACUUGGAGGAUUUUUAUUGGUAUUAAUAUUAAGCGUUAUGUUAUUCAUAUACAGGCAAGAAAUGAGAGUAUGGUGUCAUUCAAGAUUCGGAGUACGGUUAUUCUACAGAGCUAGUGACUUGGAGGAUUCGGAAAAAAUGUAUGACGCUUUUGUGUGCUACAGCUCCAAAGACGAGGCUUGGGUAACUGAGGAACUCGCUUCGAGCUUGGAACGUGGAGACCCUUCUUAUAAGCUUUGUCUACACUACCGUGACGUGGGCGGCCACGUUACUGACAAGAUAAGACAAGCCGUGGAAUCAUCCCGGCGUACUAUUAUGAUCCUUAGUGAAAAUUUUUUGAGAUCUGAGUGGGUUCGCUAUGAACUAAAAUCUGCUAUGACCCAUGUGUUAAGAGACCGACGGAAAAGACUGAUCGUAGUGUUAUUAGGACAAGUGUCACAAAAAGACUUAGACCAAGAUCUAAGACUUUACAUAAAAACUAACAAGUGUUUAAAUGCUAACGAUAGACUAUUUUGGGAGAAGUUGAAGUUUGCACUACCGGACGUUAGAUAUAACCAGCGGUGUCGAGGCAUGCCGAGUCCGAAUUCUGGUGGCGGCAUGCCCAUGCACCGACAUCAUCAUCCGAGGAACCACUUGGGCAUGUUGCCACCGCCACCGGUGCACGGCGCCCAUCCCGUGCUUCCACCACAUCCGUCUCACGCUUCGCACCAGUUACCGCCCCGAGCCUCACCACGCACCAUGUCCGUCCAUGUGUAAUGUGCGACCUCAAAACAUUAUUUCAGUGAUAUAUAACCAUAGUGUUGUGUUAAAACGUGAUGACUAGUCGGUAAACUCUUUUGUAAAUAACUGUAAUAUUAAAAGCAGUGCUGUAAAUAUUGAAAUAAUUGUAGGUGUGCGUAUCGAUAAGUGUAAAUUAUAUGUAUAAUUAUUACAUUACUGAAUGCCAUUUUCAUAGUAUUGUAUGUAAUUUAGCUAGUUUUCGCUGUAACGUUGUGUACAUACGGCUGUUUGCCCGGCAAACUCGCCAACAACUAUUAAUUUUAAUUAAAUGGCAUCACUGCCUAUGUCUGUGAUAAUAUUAGUGUAAGAAACUAUCAUUUUGAUAUCCCAUCAAUGUAUAUUUUGUAACUUAGUCAUAUCUAAAAGAAUAUUUAUUGUAAAAAUUCAAAAAAAAUUGACUGUGCCCAAAAGUGAU
Molecule: messenger RNA, 4482 nt
Organism: Bombyx mandarina (wild silkworm)
Lineage: Eukaryota; Metazoa; Arthropoda; Insecta; Lepidoptera; Bombycidae
Gene: Tollo
Product: Toll-like receptor Tollo
Biological process (GO): signal transduction
Cellular component (GO): extracellular matrix
Molecular function (GO): protein binding
Source: RefSeq, a predicted model, not a curated record